This is a messenger RNA of Cuculus canorus (common cuckoo), 4546 nucleotides long. It is a transcript of the gene BAALC, whose product is annotated as BAALC binder of MAP3K1 and KLF4. Gene Ontology annotation, cellular component: cytoplasm. Bases 84 to 620 code for a protein of 178 amino acids. NCBI's taxonomy places the organism in Eukaryota, Metazoa, Chordata, Aves, Cuculiformes, Cuculidae. The record is from RefSeq and is a predicted model, not a curated record. The transcript has 4 exons.
AGGAGGAAGGCGUGCGAAGCCGCGCAGAGCGGGGCUGAGGCGGCGGGGAGCGAUGCUGCGCGGGCGGUGAGCGCCGAGCUGCCAUGGGCUGCGGGGGCAGCAGGGCGGAUGCCAUCGAACCCCGCUAUUACGAGAGCUGGACGCGGGAGACCGAGUCCACCUGGCUGACCAACACCGACUCGGAGAGCCCGGCGCAGGAGGGCGGCGGCGCCGAGCCCGGCGGGCGCCCCGAUUUCUGGGAAAGGAUUCAGGACUUUCUCGGCUUCUUUUUUAAUACCCUUAGUACUGUGUUUGAAUUCCCACCUGAUUCAUGGCAGAAGGUUUUGUUGGCACUGCAUACUUCAGGUAUUCGCGAGGAUGGAAAAUCAGCUCAGACAGGUGUAACUACAGCAUCAGCAACAGCUGGAAUGCUGAACACCGAAAAGAGGAACAAUGGUGGUCCUCAGUCUGUGAACCCCAUGGUCCAUGGCACGGGAGCUACAAUACAGAGACAAAAUGGCUUCAGAGCAGCAGAGAGUAAAUGGGACGCACAGAAAAUGUCUACAAAAGAAGUCACCAUUAAUGUUACAAAAAAUAUUAGACAAAGUGACAGAAGGAAAACAAAGAAUUGUGUCAAUUAACGAAGCAAAGUGCAGGUGAGGAUGGACCAGCAAUGCUUCGCAGCACUUCGGAUGUCAUCAGUCGCUGACAGUAUGAAGAUCUCCAGGUGUCCCAUGUUGAAUACAGCAGGCAGCUGCUGCUGAGUGCCUUCAGAUAUUUGUCUUGUAGAAACCACUUGCAGUCACUGUAGGAAGUUCAGAUGUCAUUUGUUUAGAGCAGUAGAACUGUGCAGACAUACACCAAAAUUCAUGCCAUUUGUUUUUUACUAAGUCUAACAUUAUGUACUUGUGUAUGCCCUGUUCUGCAUUGCUAUUAGAAUGAGGCUGGAUGAUGAGAGGUACAGUUCAUUGUGAUUUGGAACAGAAAAUGAACAAAUUAAUCUGCAUUUUCAGUCUAAGGGAUUUUGAGUAUGUAUAUGCAAACCCACAGAAGAGCUCCCUUUCAUAAAACUCAAAUCAGAAAUAUUGGAAAGAGACAUGGCUUCUAUAAAAUGUCUUCUAAACUAUAUAUAUAGUUUAUAUGUAGUUGUUACAUACUAUUCUUCUUACAUAUUUAUCUUUUAAUUACUUAGUUUUAAUUGGUUUUCUGUAUUGAGAGAAUUUAUGUCUUAAAAGCAGUAGCUUUCAUAUAUUGAUUAGUCUUACUCGAAGUUCCUAACCUUAGCUGGCACCUAGGGGUCUGUCUCCAUUAUUUCGUACAUGCCCCCUUUAAUUAUGUUGAGGCUAUACUGACUUGGAAAAAAAGUGAUCGUUAACAUUACAUCAAAAUAACUAUAAUUCUUAAAACAGUAUUCCAAUAACAGUUCCAGAAAUUAACUUUAUUUGAUCAGAUAUAUUUUAUUUGCUGUGCGGAACUUAUUUAAUUACAUUGUAAGCAUCGUGUAUUGUAGUACUCCAUGUUUCUCAUAAAUAUACAGCUAAAAGGAAUAUAAAUGUUUAGUUUAGAAAAGACCAGGAAUUAAUUCAACGUAUUACUUCACAAUAUAGAAGUAAUAAUAUAUAUUCUCUGUGAGUUUGUACUUUUGUGAAGAUAAAAGAUGUAAAUUUAUUUGCCUCCCCAUCAAGCAAUAUAUGAGUAUCCUUAGAGGGCCAUUUAAAAUAACUAUUCAAAAGUUGUUCAUAACAAACAGAUGACGUUGGGAAGAAAAUCCAUGUAUGAACUGCAAGAAGUCAUUUUUAACAUAGGCAAGUAAGUAUAAAUAGAAUUGUGGGACUGAAUCCUAAUUUAUUCCAUGUUAGGAUCAUUUUAAUAACUUGCUGCUAGGUGUGUGAGUCUUUAGUACUUUCGCUGGAGUACAACAACUCAGUGUAAUAGGGAAUUGUUUAUAGAUUAUUUCAGUACCAAGGCAAACUAAGUCCAGAGUCAGUGUGAAAUUUUUGCAUACAAUAGAAUAUGUAUAAGAAACAUUUAUUUUUAGAAGUCCUGAAAAGGAGCAAAGAACUUAUGCUAAGCUUUCCACAGGCCAAUAUGUUAUCUGGUAAGUGAUUUUGUGGUGCAGAGGAAAUAGAAAAAUACUGAGAAUAGUGUUGUAUGAAUAAGAAAAUGGCAGUCUGUAUGUCCUUCUAACUUGUGGCCCUCUGCCAACUUGCUGGCAACAUAGUAGGAGCGGAAGGUACUUGACUCACUCUAACAAUAGAUAGUGGCUGUAGCAGCACAGCAAUAUUAAUUUAGAAAUGGCUAAACAUUGUUGGUGGCCAUGUACUGACCUAACUGAAAGCACGCAUUUGGGAUUCUGCAUUAUUUGUGUAGAGCAGAAGAUGAACCAUUUCAGAUCUGUGCCAGGCUUGUAAUCGGCUUCUGUUUCAGAUUUACUGGCAGACAGAGUGCAAUAUAAGCUUAUGAGACAGGAGAGCUACAGGAAGCAAAUAAUGAUGCUGGUGUGUAAAAUGGUAGUAGAUUUUGAAGGAAGACAAAAGGUAAGUUUUUUUAUGUAAGAAGCUGUUCCACAGGUGGAUUGUGUGGAUGCCACAUUAGGAUAAGUAGAUGCACGAAUAAAGGAGUCCUGGCAGUGAGAUUAUUUACUAGCUAAGAAAUUGUUACGUAACAGUGUGCUGACCAGAUGCAUCUGAUGGCUUGGGUCACACAACAGAAGAAAGCCUGCAAUGCUGCAUAACGCAUCUGUUUGAGAAGCAGGGUUUGAGUCUCAUGUUCAGAGCGUCAGAUGUAACAGGAGAUGGUCUUGGUGCAUAAUGAUCUAGGCAGUACUACAGAACUUGCUUAUGUUGACCACAACUCCCAUAAGAGUGGCAGCUGUGGAAUCGUGAAGGCUGACUGACCUGGGUGACUCUUCCGUCUGCUCAUGAUAAAUUUCCUGAGCUACUUCAAGAUCCAAUAAACCGGUUUAUAUCAUGAAACUUAACUUUAGGGCAUUCAAAAACUGGACCCAACUUCUAUGGUACAAACCAAGUCUAGUUACAAGCAAUUUAAAAACCCUUCUCAUGUAACACCACAUUACUGUUAUUAUUCAUUAGGUGAUAACUGAAAAGAAAUUAUAUUAUGUCUUUAGUGGCUUCUUAGGUCUUGAUGCAUAAGCUUCAAAUGACCUUAAUAAAACUAAGAGCAUGUUGUGGAGAUGUGGAUCCUGCCUGUGUACAUAGAUAGGGUUAUAUUUAUGUUUUCUUCACUUUCCUUCUACUAGAGACAACCACCAGUAGAAAUGACCAAUUUGUUUAUGAAAGAACGUACCACUCUGUAUAAUUAGGAGUGACAGGAUCUAGUCUGUACUGCUCAAGACAAUUUAAAGUCUAAAAUCAGUGUCCUGUGCUGGUUUUAGUGGAAGAAGCAAGCUCAAAGAAUCAUCUGGACAUCUUCAUUCCAGAUGGACUCCCUAGAGUCUUAUUUACAGUGUUAGUUCUUCAAGUAGCAUAUUUCAAAUACAAACAGUUCAAAUACAGGAAUUAAAACAACCAUGUUAGGAGACACAAGCUUUUAUAUAAAGGACCUGCAGACAACUCUGUCUCCUUAUAUGACAGGAUUUUUUAAGUGUCAUUUUCCCCCAAAAGACGUUCUGCCACAUAAUCUGUCCAUUGGCUGCACAAGAGGAUUUCUAAAGCCACACUGAAACAACACACAAUUUCUGAUGAAAUGAUUUGUCAACAUUUGAUGAGUUUUUAUGAUUUGGUGAGUUUUUAUGAUUUACCUGUCAGGUUUUAGACAGAAAGAAACUCAUUUUGUCAUGUUUCCAAAAUUUCAACACACCACAUAGAUAGGAUUUUACUCUGAUACAUGCAUGCAAAUAAAAUACGUAUGCUUCCAAUAUAUGAGAAACUAAAUCAUUCAAAAAAGUGAACAUUAGAUAAAGGAGAGAAUUUACAGUUACCAAUAGACAUCAUUAGGCAAAUUUGUCUUCUCAAUAACACAGUGCAAUUUUAUCUUUCAGUAUUCCUUCACCUUGUCCCUUGUGCUUCCUUAAUGUGUUUCAUCAUUUCACCAUUACUAUAUGACACUGGAAGACACAAUUUUACUGCGUGACAGAAUUUAUUUUAAUGGAAAAAAUAAGAGUAUAAUUGUUGUGUAAGCAAUAUAUGAGUACUGGCUUAAACAUGCCUUCUUGCUAGCUUAAUGGCUAAGAUCACAUACAAAACAGAAAACAUACUUUUUAUCUUCCUAGUAUGUUUAUACACACAUAAAUUCAUAUGCACAUGUAUCUGUGUGUGUACAGUGUAAUGUCCUUAGUGUGUAUUUCUGUUCUGCAGUUCAGGCAUGGGGUUUUGUGAACCUUUUAGUUGUGUUUUUAAGUCUGACAACCAAGUAUAAAAUGUUUUACUAUUUGAACUGAAAUCUGUUUUACAUGCUUUAUGAAAAGAAUGAGCUAUAUAAUUCACGCACAGAAAUUGUGUUUGAAAAGGCAGGUUUAGUAUUUUGGAAAUAAUAUCUCAAUUCAAAGUCAACUAAAGGGACCAUUUUUGUACUCUCAUUUUAUCUGGAAAUUAUUGAAGAAUGAACU